CAACCGACUUUCCUUUUCAGCUUGCUAAAGUAUUUACUAAUUAGUUAGAGGCCCCUAAGCGCUGUUAUAGCAACCGACAGAGUGCGCUAGUGCGCGAAUUGGGACACGUCCUUCGCGUUGGCGAGUUUGACGCUUCUGCUCCUGGAAGUUGAGGUGAAGGAGUGGCUGUGAGGAGGAUGUGGACCGGGCAGAAGCGAGGGAUCCACGUCACCCAGGCCGAACUGCUCUGCAAAGACGGCUGUGGGUUCUACGGCAACCCGGCCUGGCAGGGCUUCUGCUCGAAAUGCUGGAGAAAGAGGACGCGCAUAAGUGACACCAGCAAAGAAGAUCCUGGCCUCCAAGAUGACGCCGGUUCCGAGCUUCACUCAUCCAAACCCGAAGAGAAGAAAAUCGCAGAGAAAAGCAGACGUUCCAGCAUCAAGCGACUUUUCUGGGGAAGUUCUUCACCACCGAGGCAAGAUUCACCUGAAGCCCAGGAAGCAUCCCUGAAGGCCUUUCAGAGCCUGGAGCCUGGUAAUUUCACAGGCUUUCUGAAACUCCUGCAUAAGCCAAACUCCCAGCGUCUGCAUUCCGGCUGCAUGUCCUUCCUCAACACCAUCGAGGCGUACCAUAACCUCGCUGUACAGAAGCAGUCUGACCUGGUGCAGGAUUUUUACCAGAACAUCGCUGGUCACUUCAGCGGUCUCCCUGAGUUUCAGGUUUCUCAGAUGAUGGAACACGUCGAGAAGUUGAUCAUGACCCGUCUUCACAAGUGGGUCUUCUGCCAUGACAGCUGUGAUGACGAACAGAAGGACCUAACGCUCCAGAGAAGGAUCAAGUCGUUGAACUGGGUCACUCCUGAGAUGCUGCGUGUGCCUUUUCCACAAGGUGGCGUGGACACCACUGACCCGUAUCUUCCUGCAAUCACAGCCAUCAUCGAGAUGGACGCCAAGCGCGCGCCCCAGGAUAAACUGGCCUGUCUGUCUAAGUGCAGUCAGCGCAUCUUUCAGGCGCUCGCGUCGGAGAACAAGCAGCCGGCGAACGCCGACGACUUCCUGUCCGCUCUGAUUUACGUCGUACUGAGGGGCAACCCGCCGCGUUUGCACUCCAACAUCAACUACAUCGUCCGCUUUGGCCUGCCGCACAGCCUGAUGGCGGGGGAGAGCGGCUACUACUUUACUAACCUGUCGUGCACCGUGGCCUUCAUUGAGAAGCUAGACGGCCCGGCCCUUAACCUCACCCCGGACGAGUUUAACAGUUACAUGCAGGGUCGGAGAGCACCUUCCGAGCCGACGGAGCACGCCGGGAAGAGAAGAGCUCAGGAGAACCGGGAGCAGCUGGAAAAACUCCAGACGCGCCAGGAAAAGGUUGAGCAAGGCGUACGCGCUCUUCAGGAACAGCUGAAUCUGUGGGUACGUUCCGUGCAGGAGCAGAUAGACAAGGUCAUGUCCGAGUCAGUGCUGGUGCUGAAGGACGACGCCGAAGCUCAGCCUGGAGAGACCGUCUGCUGAGUGUCGGUGUGCUGAAUCUCAAUAUGAAGAAUUUACGCGCCAAAUAAAUGGUACAGUCGUUUUUUUUUUUUUUUUUGCCGUUAGAUAUAAAAUAUUCAACGAAGGAAACAUUCCGUUUCGACACAGAUAAUCAAGUGCCUCGAUUUGGAUCUUUUUUUCUUCAGUACAGUACACACUCAAUAUUAUCGUAUGUUUUAGGGUUUUCAUUAGAACCUUUUGUAGGAUCUCAGGGGGUUUCAUUUAUGGUUCAUUUGUGGUGCGUUUGACCUCCAGUGACUUGCAGGUUACAGUUAAAAGCUGCUCUUCAAACUUUAGGCUGCAGUAAAUCAGCACAGUACAAUAAAUACGUUUUAGAAGAAUCUCAGCCACUCGACACUAAGGCUGGACGCUGGACGCUGUUGCCCGGAUUCACUGUGGAAAACUAUGCAGGUCGGCAUUUAAAACAUUUCCACAUUAUGAUCCGGGUGUAAGUGCAGCCUGGGUUUGGUGGAAAUUGUAUUAUGGAGGAUUUAAAGCGGUUUUGAAGAUCAGCACCACUACAGAAUUUUCUUCCGCCAGACAAACGUGUGUUUAAGUAGCUACACGUCAUGGAGGGGAAACAAAUAAACGUUUUCUGAUUUGGUAAAUUUUCUGUUCGGUACAAAAAAACAAAAAAAAAAAAGCAUGUGCUAGCUGGAGAUGCCCAAAAGUUUGUGGACACCUGACCAUAAGUUUCAUAAUGUGAAUUUGCCACGUUUCCACAUUCAGAUCCAUGUUCGUGGGAACAGUUUGAAGAACCACCUACGGGUGGAAACAUCAGGUGUCCCAAUACUUUUGUUUCUUUUGUGUACAGAUGCAGUAUGUGUCAGUGAUGUUCAACGCCGUCUCUCACUGGAAGCAGUGGUGACAUUGUUCUAAAUGGUCAGUAGAUGCAUUCCAGUGUCUCAGGAGUGUGUGUCCACUCUGUUCCUGCAUUGAAUUAUGAUGUGGUUAUAAAUGAAGAACUGUGAACUCGAUUUGUAUCAGUUCCAUCGUUUCUCUGGUUAUGAAAUGGAUUAAAAUGAAGAAAAUGAGAAUAAAGGAAUGUAAAAAUGAACAUUUAAAUAAAAAUAAUUUUGCA
Silurus meridionalis is the source of this 2589-nucleotide messenger RNA. Its product is annotated as rab5 GDP/GTP exchange factor-like. The transcript has 9 exons. Lineage: Eukaryota; Metazoa; Chordata; Actinopteri; Siluriformes; Siluridae. Gene Ontology annotation, molecular function: DNA binding; zinc ion binding; guanyl-nucleotide exchange factor activity. Bases 177 to 1490 code for a protein of 437 amino acids. Gene Ontology annotation, cellular component: cytosol; endocytic vesicle. The record is from RefSeq and is a predicted model, not a curated record. Gene Ontology annotation, biological process: vesicle-mediated transport.